Molecule: messenger RNA, 5843 nt
Organism: Culex quinquefasciatus (southern house mosquito)
Lineage: Eukaryota; Metazoa; Arthropoda; Insecta; Diptera; Culicidae
Product: ankyrin-3
Exons: 13
Coding region: 672-4598 (1308 amino acids)
Molecular function (GO): protein binding
Source: RefSeq, a predicted model, not a curated record
UUCCGUCGUCAACCGUUGGCCAGAUCAGACGUUUUCGUAUCGGUGUUCCGUGUACUAUCGACCUUCCCCCCGCCAUAAACCUUCUUGGCCCACCCCACUCCCGCCUAAGUUUUGUAGCUCUCUCUCUCUCAUCGAGUGUGGCGAGAUGGAGAUUUGAUGGUUUGAACCCCGUGCGCAAAAUUUGAUACGAUCGAUCGCGGUUUGUUGGCUGGCAAAGUGUAAAUAAUUUUAACUGUAAAUGUGCCACAACACUUGAAAGGGGCUGUGAGUGAGUAAUUGAUAUUGGGAUCGAUAAACACAAAAAUCCAAAACCGUUCGUCGUUGGAGUGGAGAAAAGUGAAGACUGGUUUAUUAUUAGAAGAAAAGCUGUACAUAUUUACGGUAGUCAUUGUAUCAAUGUGAGUAGUUAUUGGGUGGUGUUAGUUAAAGUUUGAAAAAAAUCUACAAAAUUAAACUGCAGUCUAGUGUAAUUAAAACUGUGUCUCUUUUUUGUUGAUCAUCGCUUAAAAAGUUGUUACACGUCGCUUUUAACGAGUUGUAGGAUAAAACCAACCAAAUAUUAAAUUUAUACAAGUGUAAAGUUAUCGUUGAAUCCAGUUACCACAAAACAAAAAAAUCAAAUUAAGAUCAAUUCUGAAAUAAGUAGUCAGUGCUAGGUGAGCCUCGUCGUCAUGGCCCAGUUCGUGACGCACAUCCAGCCGACGCUGAUGGAGGCCUCCCAGGGGCACAUGCCGCACCACCAUGGCCACCAGGUGGGCAUGCAGCACUCGUCCCAUCUGCCCCACAGUGGCCACAAUAUGCCGUCCCCUCCGACGGGGCACCACCAUCACUUGCACGGUCACGGGCACGGCCACCACGGGGCGAUCGCGCGCAGUGCCAGCCGGGAGAUUUCCAACGGCAAGUCCUCCAAGUCGCACCACUCAUCGUCGGGCGGUGGCCACCAUCACCAGCAGCAGCAGCAGCCCCUUUCGCCGAAACCGGCGGAAUCUUCCCAGCAGCAUCACCACCACCAUGCCGGGGCGCAUGAGCUGCAGCAGCAGUACCAUCAGCAGUACAGCCAUCAGCUGGCCCAGUAUCAGCACCAGCACUACCAGCAUGGGCACCAGCAGCAUUUGGGUUCCGGUGGCAGUGCCGGAACGCACCACGGGCAUCAUCAUUCCAGUUCGUCUGACGGAAACACCUCGUUUCUGCGCGCCGCUCGGGCAGGCAAUCUAGAUAAAGUUUUAGAGCAUCUUAAAAAUAACAUCGACAUCAACACUAGCAAUGCGAAUGGCUUGAACGCGCUGCACCUCGCUUCCAAGGAUGGGCACGUGACCGUUGUGUCGGAGCUGCUGGCUCGCGGAGCAACGGUUGAUGCGGCCACCAAGAAGGGCAACACCGCGUUGCACAUCGCUUCGCUGGCCGGCCAGGAGGAGGUGGUCAAGCUGCUGAUCCAGACGAACGCUUCGGUGAACGUCCAGUCGCAGAAUGGCUUCACGCCGCUGUACAUGGCCGCCCAGGAGAACCACGACUCGGUCGUGCGGCUUCUGCUGUCCAACGGGGCGAACCAGAGCCUGGCCACCGAGGACGGCUUUACGCCACUGGCCGUCGCGAUGCAGCAGGGACACGACAAGGUCGUGGCAGUUUUGCUGGAGAGCGACACGCGCGGCAAGGUUCGGCUUCCGGCGCUGCACAUCGCGGCCAAGAAGGACGACGUGAAGGCCGCUACGCUGCUGCUAGAGAACGAGCAUAACCCGGACGUUACAUCCAAGUCCGGCUUCACGCCGCUGCACAUUGCCUCCCACUACGGCAACGAGGCCAUGGCCAACCUGCUGAUCCAGAAGGGCGCCGACGUCAACUACGCUGCCAAGCACAACAUCAGCCCGUUGCACGUGGCCGCCAAGUGGGGCAAAACCAACAUGGUUGCGUUGCUGCUGGAGAAGGGCGCCAGCAUCGAGAGCAAAACUCGUGACGGGUUGACCCCGCUGCACUGUGCGGCUCGUUCCGGUCACGAGCAGGUCGUCGAUAUGCUGCUCGAGCGGGGUGCCCCCAUCAGCGCCAAGACCAAGAACGGCUUGGCCCCGCUCCACAUGGCUGCCCAGGGUGAGCACGUGGACGCCGCUCGCAUCUUGCUCUAUCAUCGCGCACCGGUCGACGAAGUCACCGUGGACUACCUAACCGCGCUGCACGUGGCCGCCCACUGCGGACACGUUCGGGUAGCCAAGCUCCUGCUCGAUCGCAACGCCGACGCGAACGCCCGCGCCCUGAACGGGUUCACUCCGCUGCAUAUUGCGUGCAAGAAGAACCGCAUCAAGGUGGUCGAGCUGCUGCUCAAGCAUGGCGCCAGCAUUAGCGCCACCACGGAGAGCGGCCUGACCCCGCUGCACGUGGCCUCCUUCAUGGGCUGCAUGAACAUUGUCAUCUAUCUGCUGCAGCACGACGCCAGCCCGGACGUGCCGACGGUCCGCGGCGAAACGCCACUCCAUCUGGCCGCACGCGCUAAUCAGACCGACAUCAUCCGCAUCCUGCUGCGCAACGGCGCCCAGGUUGACGCCCGCGCCCGCGAGCAGCAAACGCCGCUGCACAUCGCGUCCCGCCUCGGCAACGUGGACAUCGUGAUGCUGCUGCUGCAGCACGGCGCCCAGGUCGACGCCGUCACCAAGGACAUGUACACGGCGCUGCACAUCGCCGCCAAGGAGGGCCAGGAUGAGGUCGCUGGCGUUUUGCUGGAGAACGGGGCCCAGAUUGAUGCCGCCACCAAGAAGGGCUUCACGCCGCUACACUUGACUGCCAAGUACGGCCACAUUAAGGUCGCCGAUCUGCUGCUCACCAAGAACGCACCGGUAGAUGCCCAGGGCAAGAACGGGGUCACGCCGUUGCACGUCGCCAGCCAUUACGAUCAUCAGAACGUUGCACUGUUGCUGCUGGAGAAGGGCGCCAGUCCCCAUGCUACGGCCAAGAAUGGCCACACGCCGCUGCACAUUGCCGCCCGGAAGAACCAGAUGAGCAUCGCUACGUCACUGCUGCAGUACGGUGCCCAGGCUAACGCCGAAAGCAAGGCCGGAUUUACGCCGCUUCAUCUCAGCUCGCAGGAAGGCCACCACGAGAUGUCCGCCCUGCUGCUGGAGCACAAGGCUAACCCGGAUCACCAGGCACGCAACGGACUGACGCCGAUGCAUCUGUGCGCCCAGGAGGACCGCGUCAACGUAGCACAGGUGCUGGUCAAGCACGGAGCCGACACGCAGGCUCCGACCAAGGCCGGCUACACUCCGCUGCACGUAGCGUCGCACUUUGGCCAGGCCAACAUGAUCCGGUACCUGCUGCAGGAGGGCGCCGACGUGAACGCUUCAACCGCCAUCGGGUACACGCCGCUGCAUCAGGCCGCCCAACAGGGCCACUGUCACAUCGUUAAUAUCUUGCUUGAGAACAACGCUGACCCGAACGCGAUCACCAAUAAUGGACAAACCUCACUGAAGAUCGCCCAGAAGCUGGGCUACAUCAGUGUGCUGGACUCGCUGAAGCCCGUUACCGAAGCCGUCACUACGCCGGAUCAGCCUCCGCCAUCCGAGGAAAAGUACCGCGUCGUCGCGCCGGAAGCUAUGCACGAGACGUUCAUGUCCGACUCCGAGGAGGAAGGAGGCGAGGACACCGUGCUGUCCGACCAGCCGUACCGCUAUCUGACGGUGGACGAGAUGAAAUCGCUGGGCGACGACUCGCUGCCGAUCGACGUGACGCGCGACGAGCGUCACGACUCGAACAAGAUGGCGCUGAGCAGCGAGUUCCCGCCGACGGCAGGGCUGGAGGACUCGAUCAGCCCGCAGCACGCGUCGAUGGUCCAGUCGGGCAUCUCGGUGACCGACUUUGCCGACAACAUCAACAUCGAGCGCCAGUCUCACGUGGGAAAGCUACACUGGAAGAACUUCCUGGUGUCGUUCCUGGUGGAUGCCCGCGGUGGAGCCAUGCGCGGAUGUCGCCACAGUGGCGUUCGCAUCAUCGUUCCGCCCAGGUCGGCUGCUCAACCUACCCGGAUUACGUGCCGCUACGUGAAGCCCCAGCGUACGAUGCAUCCGCCGCCGCUGAUGGAGGGUGAAGCCCUGGCAAGCCGAGUUCUGGAGCUGGGCCCGGUCGGAGCCAAGUUCCUGGGGCCGGUCAUCAUGGAGGUGCCCCACUUUGCAUCGCUUCGCGGCAAGGAGCGCGAGAUCGUGAUCCUGCGUUCGGACAACGGCGAAACCUGGCGCGAGCACAACAUCGACAUGUCCGAAGAGAUUGUCCAUGACGUGCUGAACGAUUGCUUCGAACCGGAAGAUCUUGCCCAGCUGGACGAGCUCGGCGGUGGGCGCAUCUGCCGCUUCGUCACGUAUGACUUCCCGCAGUACUUUGCGGUCAUCUCGCGCAUCCGCCAGGAGGUGCACGCGAUCGGGCCGGAGGGCGGCAUGGUGUCCAGUACGGUGGUGCCGCAGGUGCAGGCCGUCUUCCCGCAGGGCGCCCUCACCAAGAAGAUCAAAGUCGGGCUGCAGGUAAAUUUGUUCAAACCGCGCAAGGGCGUGGCCCCGGAGAAGCUGCGCAAGAUCAGCGUCAACCACGUGCCCAAGAAGAAGCGCUUCUCGCUGAUCUGGUAAAGAAGUUGCAGGUGGGCCCACAUGCCCACAGAUAUGGGAAACAAGGCGAUUUGAACAGUAACAUGUGUUGGAAGACAGAGGAAAAACAGCAUCACUUUAGGACAUGCUUCCAGGGGUUGGGGACGAUGUUCAUUGUAUAUGCUGCGUUUAGUUUGAACGCGCGUUGUAAUUGCAUGACCGUAGAAGCGUUUUCCAAUACCCAUUCGUAAAUACUCAAAAUUUGCUUUUUAUAAUCGUAUUUUGUACUCUUAUUUUGCUUACAAACACGGAACGGAACGUUCUCGGCAGAAACAAUAAAAAGAAACAAGCAUGUUUUUGCAAUCAAACAGUCGUAGAUCCAACCCGCAGCGGAAGCAGCAUUUUAAUAAAACAGUUAAAUAUUUAGAGGAAUUGAGGUGGCAUUUGAAUAGUUACAGAAAACAACACACUAACAUUACACACAAACGCAAUAAUCACGCAAACGUUUAUCCUAACAAUCGCUCAUUCAUCUAUCUCUAGCACCUAGAAUAGACUCGGAACGAGACGGUGUGGCAAGGGCAGAAUAUUUUGUUAGAUUUCUCACCAAAUUUAACGACAAAUUUCUGCCAUUUUGGAAGGGUGGUUUGUGGGAAUUACUUGGAUCACAUCUUAAUCAGAGAGAAUUACAACAUUAUUUUCAAUAAAAGGUAUUAAGAAGUCAGAAGCCUGCAAGUUAAAGCAAGUUUAAUCUCAAACCUUUGAUUUUAGAAAAAUUACCAACCUUGUUUCAAACAUUGAUAAAAGUUAUUCCCACAAAGUUUUUUGUCUUACGAUUAAACCCGUCAACCAAAUAUUAAAAUCAAACUCACGUGCAAUCAAAUAUAAUAAUAAUAUUCAACUUUACAGUGUACUGUUAAAAGUUGUAGAAAUUACCGCAUACCGCAUCAAUAUUUUGUAUAAUGGUCCACUGCUGAUCUUGAAUGUUGAUUUUCUACCGAAACCAUACAAAGGCUAGCAAUUCUUUAUUUUUAUUUUUGUUCAUCCAUUCCUUAUGUCAAAAGAAGUCGUUUUUCACAAUUAAACAUAUCAACAUUACAAAAAAAGUGUGCCAUGGUAUUUCAGCCACACUUUUUUCUACUGUUUGUGCCACUUCGCGAUUUUGACAUUUCGGGCGUGCACCAUUCGUGACGCCAUCUUCGCUUAAAAAUCAGCAUAGUCACAAACAAUCAAUGAAGGUAAGGGAUGUUAUGCUACAGACAUGACCAAUAUGACAAAUACGAAUUUUGG